UCACGUAAUCUAAUUGUCUGUUUGUUGGAGCUUUCCUUUCUCUCUCUGAAGUUCUCUCCAUAUAUCAGGAUUGUUUCUGUCAUUAAAUCUAUUUAUUUGCCUCGCAUUUCGCAUCCGAUUUCAAAUAAGAAUGGCAAAGAUCGAACCGUUAACAACAUUGUGUUCUGUAUAAGCCGUAACCAGCAAUUUCUUCUUCUUCUUCUUCUUUUCCUUCUUUUUCUCUCUGUCUCUAUAUAUAUAUACACGCACAUAUACAAAGCCAAUCACCAAGUUUGACAAACCAUACAUUCCAAAGGAAAAAGAAAUGGCAGCACCUUUUCCCGCGGGAAUUGUGAUUGCUGCCGUUCUUUUUCCGGCGUUUGUGGUGGUUUGUUCUUUUCCAACGACACUUCCUUUAGAGAGGGUGAUUCCGCCGAGUCACAAGCUCGAGUUGAGUUACCUCAAAGAGCGAGACAGUAUUAGGCAUGGAAGAAUGUUGCAAGCUAUUGAUGGAGUCGUUUCUUUCCCUGCUUUAGGAACUUUCAAUCCUUAUCUUGUUGGGCUUUAUUACACACGAGUGCAAUUGGGUUCUCCUCCAAAAAAUUUCUAUGUACAAAUAGAUACUGGAAGUGAUGUCCUAUGGGUCAGUUGCAGUUCCUGUGAUGGCUGCCCUACUACAAGUGGACUAGAUAUUCCACUCUCUUUCUUUGAUCCUGGGAGCUCAAGAACAGCUUCAUCGAUCUCCUGUCAAGACAAAAGAUGCCGUCUUGGAAGUCAAUCAACAGAUUCUGUUUGUGCUUCAGGAAAACGAUGCAGCUACACGUUCCAGUAUGGGGAUGGUAGUGGUACAUCAGGCUAUUAUGUGUCAGAUAUGUUGCGUAUGGAUGUGUAUGCUGAGGCUCUCAAUUCUACUUCGGCUCCUAUUGUUUUUGGGUGUAGCACUCAACAUACUGGGGAUUUGACAAAACCUGAUAGAGCAGUUGAUGGUAUAUUUGGUUUUGGGCGAGCGGGCAUGUCUGUUAUAUCUCAGUUAUCUUCACAAGGAAUAACACCAAAUGUGUUCUCCCAUUGCUUGAAAGGAGAUGAUGCUGGUGGCGGUGUAUUGGUUAUGGGGGAAGUUUUGGAGCCAAAUAUUGUUUAUACUCCACUUGUCCCAUCACAGUCUCAUUAUAAUAUACAUCUACAAAGUAUUGCUGUUGCUGGAGAAACAUUACCCAUCAAUCCAUCAGUUUUUGUAACCACAAGCACUCAGGGAACCAUAAUUGAUUCCGGGACAACAUUGGCAUACCUUGCAGAAGCAGCUUAUGAUCCUUUUAUCUAUGCUGUUACAACCGCUGUUGCAAAAUAUGUUCGCACAUUUCUUAUGCUGGAAAAUCAAUGUUACUCAAUCAGCCCCAGUAUUGAUGUUGCAUUUCCUCUAGUUACUUUUAACUUUGCUGGCGGUGCAUCAAUGGUUUUAACGCCUCGGGAGUACCUUGUGCCAAGAAGUCCUAUUGAUGGAAAUCCAGUGUGGUGCAUUGGAUUUCAAAAAGUUCCAGAUCAACAAAUAACCAUAUUAGGAGAUCUUGUUCUAAAAGACAAAAUCAUAAUUUAUGAUAUUGCUAAUCAACGGAUUGGAUGGACUCCUUUUGAUUGUUCAGCGCCAGUAAAUGUAUCCACAACUAUAAUUCACCAGAAAAGUGCUAUUGGUUCUGAGAAGUCGAGCAGUGAUGCCGGUUUACUGACAAAUACGCAGUACAAACUUAUACAAAUGACAACUCAAUCAGCGGAGCAGAAUGUGCAAUUUAGUUGGGUCAGGGACAGUGAGCUUGUACGAGUCUUUGACUGUUGGCUGUUUGUUGCUAGAAGCUUAUUCUGAUAGGCCAUGUAAAAUUAGACAAACAGCUUUGUAAAUUACAUUUCUUACAGGAUCAAUGAGGCAACAAAAGAAUUAGUUUAUGUAUGUAUAAAUAUUUUUUCAGUUUAAUUAUUUAUGCAUUUUUCCUUCA
Messenger RNA from Jatropha curcas, 1967 nucleotides. RefSeq names its product aspartic proteinase 36. Gene Ontology annotation, biological process: proteolysis. The record is from RefSeq and is a predicted model, not a curated record. Lineage: Eukaryota; Viridiplantae; Streptophyta; Magnoliopsida; Malpighiales; Euphorbiaceae. Gene Ontology annotation, molecular function: aspartic-type endopeptidase activity.